This is a messenger RNA of Sodiomyces alkalinus F11, 477 nucleotides long. Its product is annotated as 60S ribosomal protein L28. The transcript is spliced from 5 exons. The record is from RefSeq and is a predicted model, not a curated record. Lineage: Eukaryota; Fungi; Ascomycota; Sordariomycetes; Glomerellales; Plectosphaerellaceae. Gene Ontology annotation, biological process: translation. The coding region runs from base 1 to 477 and encodes 158 amino acids. Gene Ontology annotation, cellular component: ribosome; cytosolic large ribosomal subunit. Gene Ontology annotation, molecular function: structural constituent of ribosome.
AUGGCCGCCGAACUCCCGAACGUAUCCCAGGACCUUGUCUGGGGGAUUGUUAGCACCAACAAUGCCUUCCUCGUGAAGCGCAGGAGUCUGGGCAAGACCGCCAACUUCUCCCGCGAUCCCCUGAACCUGAAGAACGUGCACUCCAGGAAGCACGCCGGCUUUGCUCAUGACAAGGCCAUUGGUGUUCAGUCUGGCGAGAAGGGCGCUAUCCAGGUGAUCAGCAAGAAGGUGCAGAAGGCACAGCAGCCCGCCGAGGGUCUGAACGUCGUCACUUUCGGCAGCGGAACCUCGACCAGGAAGACCUACAAGGCCGUUGCCAACCUGGCCGCUCGCCGCAGCUACCGCAGCGAUCUCCGCCAGGCCGCUGUCGAGCGCGUCAGUGCCCUCCGCCGCGCCGAGAGGCCCGUGAAGCCCGAGCCCGAGCGCAAGCUCCGCGGCAACAAGGCGAAGAAGGCCGCGGCUGCUGAGGAGGUGUAA